GUAAAUGUGUUAAUGAUUUAUUCGUUUCAGGAACCCGUUCUCAUCGCGAAGCUUCUCGCUUUGUUUUAGAAAGUGACAAAGUUAAAAAUUAUAAAAUGAAGAAAGAAUUUUCUUUACUUUUCUACCUGUUGGUGAUGGUGAAUUCGAAUUUGGGGCAAGACGAGACAACGAACCCAGGGAAACAAGAGCUUACGCCACCCGUUUUAGAAUAUGGACCAGAAGACGAUGUUUACGCAUAUUUCGAAAAUACAGCCAUAUUCCUACCCUGUCUUGCCAAAGGGCAAAACACGUCAAAGGAAAAUACGUUUUGGGUCUCUUGGUGGACCAAAAAUGGAGUAAAUAUUACUUCAGGCAUCAGUUUCGAAUAUUCCUCGACUGACCAUAGAUUCGGCUUAUAUAUAGCAAGCGCUAAGCGAAAGGAUGCUGGUUACUAUCAAUGUUUUGCCUCGAAUGGAGUCGGUGUUAUGAUGUCCAAUUCUACUGAGGUCAGGUAUAUUGAAAUACCUAAAAAGAUUACUGGAACACGGAUAGUAAAUGCCACCGAAGGACAGCCAUUUACUCUGAGCUGCGAACUUCCCCAUGACUUAGUGAACGAUGAAAACAACUACUGGGUUCGAAAACCUCUACACUCAACCGUGAAUCAACCUCAAGUAACCUACGAAGAACCUCAGGUACUCCAAAUACCAGAUGGUAGUUUGUGGUUUUCGCGAAUUUCACAAAUACAUGAUUCCGAGAAUAAUACCCUGAAACUCGGAAAGUACUAUUAUUUCAUUCCUGAACGAAAGAAGGAAAUUUGUGAAACGGUGCUGAAAGUAUUUAAAUCAUCCAAUGAAGUCGUUCCUACCGAUCUUAUAAAGCGAUUCGUGACCCAAGGAAAUCUAAUUGUUGAAAAAGGUGCCAGGGUGAAGUUGUUUUGCGUUUAUGGGGGAAACCCACCUCCUGUCAUUUCAUGGCAGAAAGAUGGCGUAGAAUUGAAAUCCAAAGAUAACGCUCUCAUAGAGGAAUCUAGAAGCGUUGUUAAAAUAUUCUCAUUCAGGCCGGAAGACGUUGGAACAUACACUUGCAAAGUGCACAAAAAUCACACAAUAUAUGAGAAGAAUGAAUUUACUGUAAACAUUGGCAAGCCAUAUUUCAUCAAAAUACCUCAAGAAAAGAAUACUACCGUAAAUGGAUCUGCAGAAUUUUCCUGCACCGCCGCAGACGGAAAUUCAAGUUUUGGCUUAAACAUUACUUGGAUUUUCAAUGGCAAGCCCAUAGCUGAAUCGCCUUUCAUCGCAGAUUACAAAAUAGACUCUCAGUAUGGAAAAUCCACUCUUCGAAUUGAUGAAGUGAAUGACAUUCAUGUUGGAAAUUACGGCUGUAACGCUUCAAAUAUUUACGGAUAUGUGUACAAAGAAGCAUACCUCUUUACAAAACUUGGUGCGCCGGUUAGAAUCACCGAUGAAAGCAAAUCAAACCAAACUGUUGAAGGUAAACUAAAUGAGCUUUUCUAUUGGGCAUGCCCGGUGGAUGGCGUUCCUUCUCCUAACGUUACAUUCAUGAAGGGAGAUAAAGUAAUAAGAAAUGAUGAUAAUUAUUAUACCUUUUUAAAUGGUGGAAAAAAAUUAAUCAUUGGCAAUUUCAGUUACAAUGACUCAGGAAAAUAUGCGUGUACGGCUACCAAUGAACUGACCUCUGUACCCGUCAAUGCAGAAGUUAACGUUACCCUUAAUAGUGGUUCCUCCAACGACAAUGAUGACAUGAUAAUCAAGGUAUUGGUCACCGUGCUGGUAAUAACGUUAAUACUUACAGUAAUAUGCGGUACAUUUGUUUCCUACAAAUACAAAAAAGAAAUGAGAAUGAAGGAGUCAGAAAUCGCAGAAAUGACAAAAAUUGUGAAAAGGAUUAUAGUAAAGAAGCAAUUAGUGAACAUCGAUGAAGGUUUUCCUGUUGUUUUGAAUAUGCCUGUCGUUUCAAUUGAACGUUUGAAAUCUGGUAACGUGAAAAAAGGUAUGGUUUCGGUAGGCGAGUAUGAAAUGUCAUUAGACGAACGUUGGGAAUAUCCUCGACAGAAUUUACACAUAGGAGAAACUUUGGGCGAAGGGGAAUUCGGCCAGGUUGUCCAAGCCGAAGCGAAAGACAUUUGGAAACAUGGAAAUGGUACUGUAAUAGUGGCAGUGAAAAUGCUCAAGGAUGAUCACAUGGAUUCAGACAUGAUAGACCUGGUAUCUGAAAUGGAAUUGAUGAAAUUACUCGGAUGCCACCAGAAUAUCCUUCAACUCCUUGGCUGCUGCAGCCAAGGAGGACCACUGCUUGUAAUUACAGAAUAUGCUCAAAAUGGAAACCUCAAGAAUUUUCUUCGAAAAAGUCUUCGCCAAUCUAUCAAAAUGGAAGAAACUACUCUCUUGACUUAUGCUCGUCAAAUUGCGCAAGGAAUGGCUUAUCUGUCUUCAAUAAAAUGUAUUCAUCGAGAUUUGGCGGCUCGCAAUAUCCUUGUAACAGCUGAGUACACGAUGAAAAUAGCUGAUUUUGGCCUCGCCAGAGAUGUAAGACAUACAGAAUACUACAGAAAAACAUCAAACGGUCGACUACCCAUAAAAUGGAUGGCACCCGAAGCUUUAUUCCAUAACAGAUACACAACGCAAUCUGACGUCUGGUCGUACGGAAUAUUGCUAUGGGAAAUUGUAACGCUGGGUGGUAAUCCGUAUCCUUCAAUUGAUGAUCAAGCCGGACUACAUCACGCUUUAAAGCAAAAUUAUCGAAUGGAAAAGCCUGCAAAUGCAUCCACAAACGUAUACAAUUUGAUGAUGGAUUGCUGGAGUUUUGAACCCGAGGAUCGUCCGAAUUUUUUGUCAAUAGUGGAACGUCUAACAGAAUUAUUGACUUAUACUCAGGUACUCGAUGAGUCAUACCAUUCAGAAAAUCCUGAUAAAUCCGACUCAAAAAGUGUUACUUCCACUACAGAAUCCAGCGAAAAUGAAAAUGAAAAUGAAAUUAGAAAACCUAUUUUGGGAUGAUCGAUUCGAUAUACCUACCUAGGCAGUAGUUUGUCGGUACUGUUUCUAUUCUUUGCACUCUGCAUAAGAAAUUAUUUGUUUGACUGCAAGGUGUAGGCCGUAGGGCCAUACAAUAGAUAGGUAUAUCUGCAAAAAGAAACUCAGCACUUUCAAGGAAGCUACAAGCUACAACAUACAUUGAUUUUAUUUUCAUUUGUAUAUAAGUGAGUAAAGUUACUUUUAUUUAUUUUUUUCAAAGUUUCAACGAAUAUGAAAAUUAGGAAUAUUUGUUUAUAUUUAUGUAUGUACCUACUUAGAAAUAUUACAAAUCAAUUUCAUAUCAAAAAUACUACAAUUAUAUGUAUUAUACACUGCUGUCUAA
Messenger RNA from Planococcus citri (citrus mealybug), 3357 nucleotides. Its product is annotated as fibroblast growth factor receptor 2-like. The record is from RefSeq and is a predicted model, not a curated record. Gene Ontology annotation, molecular function: ATP binding; transmembrane receptor protein tyrosine kinase activity. Gene Ontology annotation, cellular component: plasma membrane; signaling receptor complex. Gene Ontology annotation, biological process: multicellular organism development; positive regulation of kinase activity; protein phosphorylation. The coding region runs from base 96 to 2996 and encodes 966 amino acids. The transcript has 18 exons. Lineage: Eukaryota; Metazoa; Arthropoda; Insecta; Hemiptera; Pseudococcidae.